GGGAUUUGGCCCUGGGUGGCCCCCUGCUGACCAAUCACAAGCUCUGCAAUCAGUCCUUGCACACCUGUACCUGCUGAGUAACACGAGGGCCACGCCUAUACCUGUCCCUAUCCCUUCCUUACCCAGGGCCGUGACUUUUAUUAAUUUAUUUUAGCCUCUCUUUUAUGGAUUUUUCACACCAAAACAGGAUUCGGGGAUAAUCCUUUCAACCUGGGAUUUGUGCAGUGAGUGACGCAUACGGCACAACAAAGUGAACUCAUACCUGGGAGGGACAUAUAUUCUUCGAAAAGAUGUUGGCCAAGAUGAGAUGGCGCUCCAUUGUACCCGUCUCUUUAACAGCAGCUCACACCGUGGCCGAAACAAUGGAGUUUGCAGGCAUCAUCCUGCUUCUGUUAGUUUCUGCAUCCCCCACAGUCUCUCAGAAUACAACGGCCAGCCCUCGAAUAUGUGGUUCUCCCUUGGUUUCAAGUAGGAUCGUAGGAGGUACCGAUGCUACCAAUGGGGCGUGGCCCUGGCAGAUCAGUCUACGCUACAAAGGGUCACAUAUCUGUGGGGGGUCUGUGAUCUCCAACCAGUGGAUCAUGACAGCCGCCCACUGCUUUGAAUACUCUAGGACUCCAUCUGACUAUCAGGUUCUUCUUGGUGCAUACCAGCUAUCGGUCGCAUCAGCUAGUGAGCUCCUUUCCAGUGUAGCCCGUGUUAUUGUGAACCCAUCGUUCACUAUCCCAGGGGGCCCAGGAGACAUCGCUCUACUGAAGCUUACAAGUCCCGUUGCCUAUACCGAGUACAUCCUUCCAGUCUGCGUGCCUUCAUCCGCUAGUGGCUUUUACGAAGGCAUGCAAUGCUGGGUAACCGGAUGGGGCAACAUUGGCUCUGCAGUGACUCUUCCAUACCCACAGACGCUCCAACAGGUGAUGACGCCUCUGAUUAGUUGGAGCACCUGUAACCAGAUGUAUCAUGUUCAAAGUGGGAUCAGUUCCAAUAUUGCAAUCGUUCCGAAGGACCAGAUCUGUGCUGGAUAUGCCGCUGGGCAGAAGGACUCCUGCCAGGGAGACUCCGGGGGACCCCUCGUUUGUCAGCUCCAAGGAGUCUGGUAUCAAAUCGGCAUUGUGAGUUGGGGAGACGGAUGCGCUCAGGCAAGCCGACCCGGCGUCUAUACCCUGGUGCCCAAUUUCAAGUCGUGGCUCUCCUCCUACAACGCCACCACAGACAACCCAGACACGUCAAGUUAUGCACAAAAGUCCCACUCGCCGGCCAUACAUAUACACACCCUUCUCAUUGCCACGUGUCUUCUCCUCUACAGCUGAUUCACGGUGGAGACAAAGGACUCAAACUAGACGUAUUCAAUUUUUAUGCCAUUUUUAAUCUUUUUCUAAUUAAUAAACAUAAUGUGAACCAAUGAA
Xenopus tropicalis (tropical clawed frog) is the source of this 1403-nucleotide messenger RNA. RefSeq lists its product as uncharacterized. Gene Ontology annotation, molecular function: serine-type endopeptidase activity; hydrolase activity; peptidase activity. Gene Ontology annotation, biological process: proteolysis. The record is from RefSeq and is marked predicted. Lineage: Eukaryota; Metazoa; Chordata; Amphibia; Anura; Pipidae.